This is a messenger RNA of Haemorhous mexicanus (house finch), 763 nucleotides long. RefSeq lists its product as uncharacterized. The record is from RefSeq and is a predicted model, not a curated record. NCBI's taxonomy places the organism in Eukaryota, Metazoa, Chordata, Aves, Passeriformes, Fringillidae.
GUGUGUGUCUUCCCAAGUCCCACCCCUGUGCUGCGUCCACCCACGGAGCAUUGGCUCCUGCUUCUCCUGCUCUCUUGGGAGCUGUGGGAUGUCGCUGGAGGUGGAGGACAUCCCUGUCCUGGGAGGAGGUGGAGGUGCUUGGAGGAGGGAGAUGUCUGCAGAGGGGUUGGAGGGGCUCACAGAAAGCAGCCCACGUUUCCCUCAGCACCAGCCCAGCUCACACCCCACAUGCCAGGGGCUGGUGCUGGAGGAAGGCUCCUGCCCAGACUGUGCUGUGCUGGCCAAAGGCUCGUGGUCCUUUUGGGAGCCUUUGGUUGCCUCUCUGCAGCUGAUCCCCAGUCCAAGGUGGUGUCCUGCCAGCACAGUGCGUGACCAGGCUGAGCAGCCCAGCCCUGGGUUGUUUGGGGUCUGUGCUUUUAUUUUGCUCUUUAAAUCUCUUCGUUGCCUCUUGCAAUCAAUCUCCCUCCAGAAGAGAGCCCAGAGCCUUGAAAUCACUCUAAGCCUGUUGCUGCUCACAGCAGCCACUUCCCGGAGGUUUAAUCCCAGCCACGGCUCCCUGCUGGCAUUCCUGGCUGGUGACAGGAGCCUGGCUGGUGGCAGGAGCCCUCCUGCUGCCCUUGCCUUGGCACCUCACCCCAGCUCCAUGGGGACAUCUCCCGGGCGUGUGUCACCUCCAGAGCCCAGGCAAAGGAGCCAGGAUCCCUUUCUGGAAUGGCCUGCAGAGCUCUCAGCUGGCCCUUCCUGCCUGCAAGCAGCCACGUGA